UUAUUACACUAUUUGAUGCAAGAUAAUGUUUAUGACUUUGUAAUAACAGUUUCUCAAUCCUUUAAGAAUGAAGAAACUGUUUAUUAUCAACUUAAGUAACACUUAUCUCUUAUAAGAAAUAGCUAUUUCAAUUAAAAAAAUCAACUAGUCUUUUACAAUCAACAUAGAUAUUCAGAACUUAAAAAGUUUCAUCAAGCACUUGAAACACUCAAAAUUACAUUACCUUCCUUUCCUGGUACUCAUUGGUGGAAAUCUGUAAAUUAGCAUCCUGAUUUGAUUGAAGAACGCAAACAAUUGUUAGAUCAAUAUUUCAGGAGUUUGACAUGCUCUAAAAUUGUUAGAGAUUCCUUAAUUUUUAAGAACUUCAUCUUAUCUGCCUAAAAAGAAGCUGAAAAACGAAUUCUCAAAGUAUCUUUUUCUUUUAUAUUAUCUAAAAGGAGGAAAAAGUAAAAAUUAAGAAAGCAGAAGGCAUACCUAAUCGAAACUAAAUUAAACUUAAAACUAAUAAAUAUUAAACUCCUGCAACCAAUCCAGUUAAUCUUCCUCCAACUCCUGAUAAUGUGAAAGAAAGAUCAUAAUCUUUAGAACAUAAACCCUCUACUUCUAAAAUAGAAAAAGAAAACAACAAAAAACUUUAAUCACCUGUAAAACUAAAUUAAUUUAAUUUAGAUUCUUAAUUUUGGAGGAUCGAAAAUCUUUAGAGGCAUCUUAUCAAACGCUGCUAAAUAAUGA
Molecule: messenger RNA, 732 nt
Organism: Paramecium sonneborni
Lineage: Eukaryota; Ciliophora; Oligohymenophorea; Peniculida; Parameciidae
Source: the annotation of a GenBank genome assembly